Molecule: messenger RNA, 714 nt
Organism: Diachasma alloeum
Lineage: Eukaryota; Metazoa; Arthropoda; Insecta; Hymenoptera; Braconidae
Exons: 1
Coding region: 1-714 (237 amino acids)
Source: RefSeq, a predicted model, not a curated record
AUGUACGAUGGGUUGCUGAAACUAGCACUGCCAGGAGGGGCGAGACUCGUGGCAUUUGCAGAGAACAUAGCUGUAGUCAUUGUGGCGAAACAUUUGGAGGAGAUCAACUUCAUAUACGACAUGACCUACGAGAAGAUCCGUCGAUGGAUGGAUACAGUUCGCCUGAAGCUGGCAGAAUACAAGACGGAGACCGUACUCAUCAACAGCAGAAAUCAGGUAGAGACGAUCACCCUGCUAGUCGGGGAUCAUGAAGUCACGUCCCAACCGUACUUGCGGUACCUGGGGGUGAUGAUGGAUAACCAACUCAAUUUUAAGCAACAAGCAGAGCACAUAGGAAUCAAGGCAUCUGGAGUCAGAAUCAUCCUAUCCCGGCUCAUGCCCAACGUAGGAGGCCCAAAGCAGAGAAGAAUAGUGCUACUGUCAUCAGUGGUCACGUCAGUCCUCACAUAUGGCAUUGCUAUCUGGGCUGACGCACAACAGAGGCAGGAAUCACGGCGGAAAGUGGCACCCGUCUACCGGCUGAGUGCCCUUAGAGUUACCAGCGCGUAUCGCACAGUGUCUGAGGAUGCGGUGUGUAUAAUCGCCGGGAGGCUGCCCAUUGAAGUGUUAACCGAAGAACGAAGAUCCCUUUACCGGCGGAAUGGAUCACUGAGCUCAGAAGAUUUGAAAACGGAGGAGAGACGUAACAGCAUUCAUCAAUGGCAGUUGCUGUGA